Plasmodium cynomolgi strain B is the source of this 195-nucleotide messenger RNA. RefSeq lists its product as hypothetical. The coding region runs from base 1 to 195 and encodes 64 amino acids. NCBI's taxonomy places the organism in Eukaryota, Apicomplexa, Aconoidasida, Haemosporida, Plasmodiidae. The transcript is spliced from 2 exons. The record is from RefSeq and is a predicted model, not a curated record.
AUGACUUAUCCAAAUUAUUUACUAAAACGAAAUAAAACGGAAAUUCUAGAUGUAACUACUGAUGUUGACCUAGGCUGCUUAGGUGUAAAUGAUGAUAUUGAAGAUGAACUUCGUCGUAAAUUUUCGAAAUUGGACAGUUCAAAUGGUAUUGAUGACAUUCGUCAGAAAUGUGAAGAAAUAAAUAAUUCUUUAUGA